AUGCGUGAGCUUCAAGAAAACACACAUAUUUCAGUCAUUCGUAGUACUCUAAAUGAACUGAGAGGAUCUUAUGUCAAACGUGUCGGAAAUGCUUUCCAAUUUCUUCACGACUUUAUAAUGGAGAUAACGACUCUGGUAUUUGGUGUUGAUUGUCCACAAGAGACAAUUCAGUACGCGGAUAGUGGUUUUCUGAGACGUCGAGUGAAGAUAGAAGGCGACACAGAAGAGGAAGAUCGCGAUCCCUUCACUGUUUACCUUCCUACAGAGUACAUAGGUGAUCUUGUAGACAGGUUUAUCAUUGACAUGCAAACAGAACAUCUUGUAGAUGUUCUACUAAAUCCAUGUUUAAGGGAAAAAAGUGUUAUCGCAUCUUUUACAGAAAAAGUGGACUCGCCCGGAAUGCUUCUUGAAUUAGUAAGAUUCGGUUUUGAUAUACACAAGUUCGCCACUCAGUGGAAUUUAUUACUAUUAGCUUGUAUGAAUGGAGAAAAGAACUUGAAGAUAGCUGCAAUAAAAACAGACACAAGUGAAGAAGAAAGACCUAGUUAUGGUGAACAUUAUACAUUGGUACAACUCUUACUGAACAACGGUGUCGACAUCAAUUUACGUGAGAAGAAUGGAAACAGUCCUCUCCAUAUGUCAUGUCAAAAGGGACGUGAAAGCACGGUUCAAUUGUUACUGAACAACGGUGCCGACAUCAAUUUAUGUGAUAUUGAUGGAGACAGUUCUCUUUAUAUAGCUUGUCAUGAAGGACUUGAUAGCACGGUACAACUCUUACUAAACUACGGUGCCGAUAUCAAUUUAUGUAACAAGAACGGGAUCAGUCCUCUUUUGAUAUCGUGUCGUGAUGGAUAUGAAAAAACAGUACAGUUGUUACUGAACAACGGUGCCAACAUCAAUUUAUAUGAGAAUUAUGGAGCCAGUCCUCUUAUUAUAGCUUGUCAAAAUGGACAUGAAAGCACGGUUCAACUAUUACUAAACAACUGUGGUGCCGAUAUCAAUUUAUGUACCAACGAUGGGGCCAGUCCUCUUUACAUUGCUUGUCAAAAUGGACAUGAUAACACGGUACAACUAUUACUGAACAACGGUGCCGACAUCAACUUUUGUGAUAAUAAUGGAGCCAGUCCCCUUUUAAUAGCUUGUCAAAAUGGACAUGAUAGCACGGUGCAACUGUUACUGAAUAAUGGUGUCGACAUAAAUUUAAGUGACAAGAAUGGAUUCAGUUUUCUCUUAAUAGCUUGUCAAGAUGGACAUGAUAGCACAGUACAACUAUUACUAAACAACAGUGCCGAUAUUAAUUUAUGUGAUAAUGAUGGAUUCAGUCCUCUUCAUAUAGCUUGUCAAAAUGGACAUGAUAGCACGGUACAACUGGUACUGAACAGCGGUGUCGACAUCAAUUCAUGUACAAACAAUGGAGUCAAUCCUCUUCAUCUAGCUUGUCAAAAUGGACAUGAUAGCAUGGUACAACUCUUACUGAACAACGAUGCCAACAUCAAUUUAAGUAAUAAUGAUGGAUUGAGUCCCUUUUAUAUAGCUUGUCAAAAUGGAUAUGAUACCACAGUACAGCUGUUACUGAACAAUGGUGCUGACAUCAAUUUAUGUGACAAGAAUGGUAUCAGUCCUCUUUAUAUAGCUUGUCACAAUGGACAUGAUAGCACGGCGCAACUAUUACUGAACAACGGUGCCGACAUCAAUUUAUGUAAUCAGAAUGGAGCAAGCCCUCUUUUUGUAGCUUGUCAAAAUGGACAUGAUAGUACAGUCCAACUGUUACUGAACAAUGGUGCCGAUAUCAAUUUAUGGCACAACAAUGGAGCUAGCCCUCUUUAUAUAGCCUCUAUAAACGGGCAUGAUAGCACGGUACAACUGUUACUGAACAACGGUGCCGACAUCAGUUUAUGUCACAACAAUGGAGCUAGCCCUCUUUAUGUAGCGUGUUAUGAAGGACAUGAUAGCACAGUGCAACUGUUACUGAACAACGGUGCCGACAUCAAUUUUUGUGAUAAAAAUGGAGCUAGUCCUCUUGAUAUAGCUUGUCAAAAGGGACAUGAAAGAAUUGUACAACUGUUCUUAAACACCGGUAACGACAUCAAUUUAUGUAACAAGAAUGGAGCCAGCCCCCUUUAUAUAGCUUGUCAAAAUGGAAAUGGAAGUACAGUGCAAGUAUUGCUGAAUAACAGUGCGACAAUCAAUUAUAUGAUUAUGAUGGUGUUAGUCCUCUUUACAUUGCUCCUCAUAAAGGACAUGAUAGCAUGA
Messenger RNA from Saccostrea cuccullata (small rock oyster), 2253 nucleotides. Its product is annotated as ankyrin repeat domain-containing protein 50-like. Gene Ontology annotation, molecular function: protein binding. The transcript has 5 exons. Lineage: Eukaryota; Metazoa; Mollusca; Bivalvia; Ostreida; Ostreidae. The record is from RefSeq and is a predicted model, not a curated record. The coding region runs from base 1 to 2253 and encodes 750 amino acids.